Molecule: messenger RNA, 429 nt
Organism: Kwoniella shivajii
Lineage: Eukaryota; Fungi; Basidiomycota; Tremellomycetes; Tremellales; Cryptococcaceae
Exons: 6
Coding region: 1-429 (142 amino acids)
Molecular function (GO): single-stranded DNA binding
Source: RefSeq, a predicted model, not a curated record
AUGUUCCGAUCAACUGCUCUUCCUUCUCUCAAAGCCAUCCGAGUACCUGCUCAAACUAGAUCAUUCGUAUCUAAAGCUCAACUCGUAGGUAGAUUAGGUGCCGCUCCCGAGAAAGGUACCACCAGUUCUGGGCAAGAGUACUUCAGAUACAAUCUUGCUGUCACUAAACCCCCUAGGAAGGAUGCUGAAGGUAAACCCGUCCUCGACGAACAAGGUUAUCCCGUACGAGAUUCGAGCUGGUUCACCGUCUUCAACUUCAGAGAGAGAGCUGCUGAAUCUCUCGAAAGAUUACAACCUGGUUCUUUGCUUUACGUAGAGGCUCAAAUCGACACCAUCACCACCCCUCCCGCUGGUGAUCAACCUGGCUCAAAGCAAUAUGUCUUCCGAGAGAACUCUCAUAGAGUACUCUCCAAACCUAAGUCUGAGUAA